Molecule: messenger RNA, 456 nt
Organism: Vicia faba (fava bean)
Lineage: Eukaryota; Viridiplantae; Streptophyta; Magnoliopsida; Fabales; Fabaceae
Source: the annotation of a GenBank genome assembly
AUGUGGUGUUGGUGUUCCAACGUUGUCAUCUCAGCACACGCCACACCAUGUUUCAAGGCUCUUGUUCUUCCCUCCGUCUCCGCCACCUCUCUUCCACAGAGCCGUCACCACGGCCACCGCCACCGCCAGGAACCAAUCACUGAGCAUCAAGUUGGGGAAAUAGGGCACGCCUUAACAGCGAAUCUCGAAUCCAAUUCAAAACCGGAAAAGCAAGAGAUGAGUGGGUCAGAUGUACUCUGGGCAUUGCAGAGAGCAACCUCUCAUAAGAAGAUUAUCAAGAACAAGAAAAAGAAGGAGCAUGAAUAUGAGCGUGGAAGGGAUUCAUCCUCUGCAGUCAGUUCCAUUGAACAAAAUUCUGUGGACUACCAUGUUCGACCACUAUGCGUAAAUCAACAUUGGGCCACUAAAUUGGAUGAACUGGAAAUUCGUCUUCGUGACCUUUCAGAUACCACUUGA